Messenger RNA from Necator americanus (New World hookworm), 2934 nucleotides. RefSeq lists its product as uncharacterized. Gene Ontology annotation, molecular function: proton-transporting ATPase activity, rotational mechanism; ATPase binding. Gene Ontology annotation, biological process: proton transmembrane transport; vacuolar acidification. The transcript has 24 exons. Gene Ontology annotation, cellular component: vacuolar proton-transporting V-type ATPase, V0 domain; plasma membrane; vacuolar proton-transporting V-type ATPase complex. Bases 1 to 2934 code for a protein of 977 amino acids. The record is from RefSeq and is a predicted model, not a curated record. NCBI's taxonomy places the organism in Eukaryota, Metazoa, Nematoda, Chromadorea, Rhabditida, Ancylostomatidae.
AUGGCGGAACCGGAUCCAGACCAGCCUGGGAUUUACCGAAGCGAGCAGAUGACCUUAGCACAACUUUUCCUUCAGUCUGAAGCUGCUUACCAGUGUGUAGCAGAACUCGGCGAACUGGGACUAGUGCAGUUCAGAGAUCUGAAUCCGGACACAAAUGCGUUCCAGCGGAAAUAUGUAAACGAGGUACGUCGAUGCGAUGAGAUGGAACGAAAGCUUAGAUAUCUUGAACGAGAGAUCAAAAAGGACCAAAUUCCUAUGUUGGAUACCGGGGAAAAUCCGGACGCCCCACAACCACGUGAAAUGAUUGACCUGGAGGCAACAUUUGAAAAGCUGGAAAAUGAGCUACGCGAAGUUAAUAGGAAUGAGGAAACGCUCAAAAAGAACUUCUCUGAAUUGACGGAAUUAAAACAUAUUCUGAGAAAGACGCAAACGUUUUUCGAAGAGGUGGAGCACGAUCGACGUCGUUUCGGUGAGUCAACUCGAAGAAGGACACUGACUGGCGAACAAGAACCACUUAUAAUUACUGCCGAGGAGGAGCCGCCAUCGGGACUAGGAUUGUCCAUGACGAUGCUAAGACUUGGGAAGUGUGGUACCGAUGCAACUGAAAAGUUUAAUGCUCGAAAUCAACAUGAAGAGCUAAUGGCAACUUCUGAGGAGGACGCACAGAACCCAGUAAUGCAAAGAGACAACGCGCCACUCAAAAUCCAGCUACGCUUCGUUGCUGGCGUAAUUCGUCGGGAGCGACUUCCAGCUUUUGAACGCCUCCUUUGGCGUGCCUGCCGUGGGAAUGUAUUUCUACGGACUUCGGAGAUCGAUGAUGUUCUGAAUGACACUGUUACGGGUGAGCCCGUCAGCAAAACUGUCUUCAUAAUCUUCUUUCAAGGGGACCAACUCAAGACAAAAGUAAAAAAGAUUUGUGAAGGAUUCCGUGCAACAUUGUAUCCAUGUCCUGAUACUCCACAAGAACGUCGUGAAAUGUCGAUAGGAGUGAUGACGAGAAUUGAAGACUUGAAAACAGUACUGGGACAGACUCAGGACCAUCGACAUCGAGUUUUGGUUGCUGCUUCGAAAAAUGUUCGAAUGUGGUUGACGAAAGUGCGCAAAAUCAAAUCGAUUUAUCACACGCUCAACUUGUUCAAUAUUGACGUCACUCACAAAUGCUUGAUUGCCGAAUGUUGGUGUCCAAUAAGUGAACUGGAUCGUAUCAAGAUGGCUUUGAAGAGGGGAACGGAAGAAAGUGGAAGCCAAGUUCCGUCUAUAUUAAACCGCAUGGAAACGAUGGAACCACCUCCUACUUAUCACAAAACCAAUAAGUUCACAAGAGGUUUUCAAAACAUCGUUGAUGCUUAUGGUAUAGCGACAUAUAGGGAAGUCAAUCCAGCUCCAUAUACGAUGAUUUCGUUCCCUUUUCUUUUCGCAGUGAUGUUCGGUGAUCUUGGACAUGGUACAAUUAUGCUUCUAGCUGCCCUCUUCUUCAUUUUGAAAGAAAAGCAACUUGAGGCGGCUCGUAUUAAAGACGAGAUUUUCCAAACCUUCUUUGGUGGCCGAUAUGUGAUCUUUUUGAUGGGAGCCUUCUCCAUAUACACAGGCUUACUCUAUAACGAUAUAUUUUCGAAGAGUUUGAACAUAUUUGGUUCGGGCUGGACAAAUUGUUACGAUAUUCAACAGCUCGAUAGACUUCAGUAUGGUCUCGAAAAGAAUUUGAUGCUGAUUCCGGAGAAGGCAUACGAUAGCGCUGCGGGACCGUAUCCGAUCGGCGUCGAUCCAGUCUGGAAUCUUGCGGAAUCAAACAAGUUGAAUUUCUUGAACUCGUUGAAAAUGAAGUUGUCUGUGAUUCUUGGGAUAACACAGAUGACAUUCGGUGUACUUCUGAGCUACCAAAACUACAAAUAUUUCAAAUCCGAUCUAGACGUAAAGUUCAUGUUCAUCCCACAGAUGGUAUUUCUAGCUUGUAUUUUCAUGUAUCUUUGCCUAGAGAUUGUUGUCAAGUGGAUAUGGUUCACCGCAGGACCACAAGACUCUAUCUUUGGUUACAAAUAUCCUGGUUCGAAUUGUGCUCCUUCGUUGCUGAUCGGACUUAUCAACAUGUUCAUGAUGAAAACCAUAGGGACCGGUUUUGUGGAAGAGGAUGGUACCCAGAAAUUCCAAUGCUAUCUUAACAAUUGGUAUCCAGGACAGGGCUUCUUUCAAACACUCUUCGUGCUUACGGCAAUUGUAUGCGUGCCGAUAAUGUUGUUCGCAAAGCCGUAUUUGCUAUGGAAAGCAGAUAAGGAACGGCGAGAAUCCGGCCAUAGGCAGUUGGGUAUUGCCGAGCGGAUGCUGCUGCUGUUAGCGGUGGUGCAGGUGCCUGUGAUGCUUUUGGUCAAGCCCCUGAUACUCUAUCGCCGCAGUCAAUCCGUCGAUACUCACUAUCACACUCUGCGCGAUGAGAGUGUGCGGGCGGAUAUGAACGGAGAUGAUGCCGAAGUUGUUCAUUCUGAGCCGAAGCCAAGCGUUUCUAGCAACGAUGCCACCAGUCAUGGUCAUGGGUCUGGCCCAUUCGAAUUUGGUGAAGUAAUGGUGUAUCAAGCAAUUCAUACAAUCGAAUUCGUACUAGGAUCGGUCUCUCAUACCGCUUCAUAUCUCCGUUUAUGGGCCCUUUCCCUAGCACACGCACAACUCUCGGAUGUCUUGUGGACCAUGGUUUUCCGUCAUUCUUUCACACUAGACGGCUACUAUGGAGCAGUGGCGACGUAUAUUUUGUUCUUCAUUUUCGGCGCAUUAUCGUUUUUCAUCCUAGUGCUGAUGGAGGGUUUGUCAGCGUUUUUACACGCUCUGCGACUUCAUUGGGUUGAGUUCCAGUCGAAGUUUUAUGGUGGUUUGGGUCACAUUUUCGUUCCGUUCUCAUUUGAGAAAAUUCUGGAAGAGGAGCGAGAAGCCGAAGAAAGUAUGUGA